Molecule: messenger RNA, 3132 nt
Organism: Malassezia pachydermatis
Lineage: Eukaryota; Fungi; Basidiomycota; Malasseziomycetes; Malasseziales; Malasseziaceae
Product: nad-specific glutamate dehydrogenase
Exons: 1
Coding region: 1-3132 (1043 amino acids)
Cellular component (GO): mitochondrion
Molecular function (GO): L-glutamate dehydrogenase (NAD+) activity
Source: RefSeq, a predicted model, not a curated record
AUGUCUGAUCAAGACGUUUCCACAGAGCAUCUGUCGGCUAUUCUGUCGAAGAUGGCUAGUAAGCACCAUCCGUUCCUGGCGCAAGCGCGUUCGGGCGUCAGUACCCCAGAUGAUCACAAAAUCCAGAACAACACUGGCUACGUUGAAACCGUAUUCGAGGACAAGAAAGUACAGGCUGAGAAGGUUCAACAGAUUCUUGAGCAAGAAGGAUUUAUCCCUCAAGAGCUUAUCCCCUCAGAAGUCGGUUGGUUCUAUGAGAACCUUGGUAUCGAUGACAUGUACUUUGAACGGGAGUCUGCGGAGACCAUUGCGAGUCACAUUCUUGCUUUAUACGGUGCCAAGAUUUCCGAGUACACGAACAAUACUGGUCACAUCAAUAUUGAUCUUCAGAAGAAGUCUGAAAACUCUGCUGUCUUCAUCCAUUCUAGUGAGCCAGGUGUAAGCAAAGCCGACGGCAAGAACUGGGAGCGUACGAUCGAUGAACAGUAUCUGAACAAGUCAAAUGUCGACUGUGCUUUCCGUCUAGAGACCUACCGCUCAACAGGAAGUGGUCCAUCAGGGUCGCCUGAACAGCUUCGCUGCUACUUCUUACAGAAGUGCGAAUUCGCACAGCCGGUACCGGAAAAGGAUUCGAAAGAGUCCCUGGAUAUCCGUGCUGUGUCAGACCAAACGUUUUUGACUAAGGCUAGUGAAAACACCUUGUCCAUUUACCAGGGCGUUAUGGAAGAAGCAUUGCGUCGCGAUGGUCCUGUCAUUGAAAUGUUUGAAGUGAUGGGCUCUAAGGAACGCCGUGUUGUCAUUGCUUCUCGGAUGGGUGCUACGUCCAACUUCUUUAGCGCUGUUUCGGACCUGUACCACUUUUAUGGCCUAUAUUCUUCGCGCAAGUAUGUGGAGCAGUUCAGUAAUGGCAUUACAAUUCUGUCUCUUUACUUGAACCCAUUGCCUGGCGCCAACUCUCCCCCGAUUGAGUUGAGCAUUUACCAGAUCCUGAAAGAAAUCUCUUUGAUCUUCGUAUUGCCCGAUAACCCUUUCUUUACGGCAAGCGAGUCCAAGUCCAAUCAUGCUGUCCAGGAGGCCACAUACGCAUAUGUGGGUUGGCUCUUUGCUCAACACUUUUGCAAUCGUCUGGGCUCGGCCUAUGAGGCUCUUCUCAAAAUUAUUGAUGAGAAUGAUGCCCACCAAGCCGCUGUGCUGAACGAUAUCAAGCUGCGUCUUCGUGAAGAGACAUUUACUCGUCAGUCUAUCUUUGAAGUCAUCGAACGCUUUCCUCAUGUGGUCCGGCUACUCUAUGUCCACUUUGCGAACAUCCACUAUCCCAUGAACGGUGGGGAGCAGACUAUGCAGACUCUCAGUCGUCAGCGUUUAACUCGUGAAACACUCUUGACAGAUGAGCAAAUGAAUGAUUACAUCAUUAAGAGCGCAAACAACAUGCAUGAGCGCUUUGUGCUCCAAGCUCUGUUGGCCUUCAACAAGUCGGUUCUCAAGACGAACUUCUAUACUCCAACGAAGGUCGCUCUAAGUUUCCGUCUGAACCCCUCUUUCCUGCGUGAAAGUGAAUACCCAUUGAAGCCUUACGGUAUUUUCUUCGUGGUUGGUUCCAACUUCCGUGGUUUCCAUGUUCGAUUCCGCGAUGUGGCACGCGGUGGUAUCCGUAUUAUUCGAAGCCGUAACCGAGAGAACUAUUCCAUUAACCAGCGAACUCUGUUCGAUGAGAACUACGGUCUUGCUCGUACGCAGCACCUGAAGAACAAAGAUAUUCCAGAAGGUGGUGCUAAAGGUACUAUUCUCCCUAAUGUGGAUGCCGAUCCGCGUCUGUGCUUUAUGCAAUAUGUGGAUGCUCUUCUUGAUCUUCUUAUCAAGGGCACGACCCCUGGUGUGAAGGAGGAGAUUGUUGACCUUGUUGGCAAAGACGAGAUCCUCUUUUUGGGUCCGGAUGAGGGUACAGCUGACUUUAUGGACUGGGGUGCUGAGCAUGCACGCUCGCGUGGGGCCCCCUGGUGGAAGUCAUUCACGACUGGUAAGCCUGCUUCCACAUUGGGUGGUGUCCCUCACGAUGUCUUCGGCAUGACAUCCUUGUCAAUCCGCCAAUACAUCUAUGGUAUUCUGCGCAAGCACAACCUUCGCGAGGAGGACAUUACCAAGGUUCAAACAGGUGGCCCCGAUGGUGACUUGGGUUCCAAUGAGAUUCUUCUGUCGAAAGACAAGACGAUUGCCAUCAUCGACGGAUCUGGCGUGGUCCAUGAUCCUCAUGGUCUGGAUCGUGAAGAGCUAGUGCGUCUUGCUAAGGCACGGAAGAUGAUUUCCCACUUUGACACCAGCAAGCUCUCGAAGGAUGGCUAUCGUAUUCUGAUUGAAGACCGCAAUGUGAAGCUGCCUUCCGGUGAAGUAGUGGGUGACGGUGUUGCUUUCCGCAACAAGGCUCACCUUAUUUUCGAGGCGGACUUGUUCGUGCCAUGUGGUGGACGCCCUGAGUCCAUCAACAUUUCCAAUGUUCAUGAACUGCUCACCGAAGAUCUCAAGUGCCACUAUAAAUACAUUGUGGAAGGUGCCAAUCUAUUUAUUACUCGUCAGGCUCGCUUGGAAUUGGAGAAGAACAGUGUCAUUCUUUACCCUGAUGCCAGUGCCAACAAGGGUGGUGUGACGUCGAGCAGUCUGGAAGUGUUGGUCGGCCUUAGUCUUACGGAUGAAGAGUACAUCUCGAAUAUGGUCUUCAACGAUGGCAAGCCCACGACGUUCUACAUGGACUAUGUUCACGAUAUUCAGGACAUCAUUGGCCGCAAUGCGAAGGGCGAGUUCGAAGCGAUUUGGCGCGAGCACCAAGAGACGGGUAAACCGCGAUCGGUUAUUUCUACAGAACUGUCAACGACUCUCAACCAAAUCUCUGAAGAUAUUGAGGAGACUGACCUGUACGACCAGGAGACUUUGCGUAAGGCUGUUCUUAUUCACGUCUUCCCCAACUCCCUUAUCGCAAAGGUGGGCUUGGAUGAGCUGAUUCGCCGUGUGCCUGCCUCUUACCUGAAGAGCGCUUUUGCUGCCCAAGUCGCUGCCAGCUUUGUCUAUGCCAAAGGCCCAAGGGCCAGCCACGUGGACUUCUACAACCACAUCAACCAGCUUCUGAAGUUCUACGAAUAG